AUGUCACUCAAGGAACCUCAGAUUCGAACUUCAGUCAUAAAUGAAACUGAAAAGAUAAGUUCUCACUAUCCAACUAAAUGUCAAUAUUACUUCAAAUAUGAAUCAGAACAACCAUCAGGAAGCUUCAAACUGCGAGGAAUUGGUCAUUUCAUUGGAAAUCAAAUAGACAAGAGCAGAAAAGAAGGUUUCCAAGAUGUCCAUGUGUUUUCAUCAUCUGGUGGUAAUGCUGGGUUAGCUGCUGCAUUCGCCUCCAAGUAUUAUAAUGUUCCGUGUACUGUUGUUCUACCUAAACUAUCCUAUAAACCAUCAGUUGCCGCUAAGCUAGAGUCUUAUGGUGCAACAGUUCUUAUCAAAGGUGAACAUUGGGGUGAAGCUAAUGCAUUUCUUCAAACAUAUGCCACGGAAGAUAAAUCUAAAGGUCAAUACCCAAUUCUUUGUCACCCAUUUGAUCAUCCUUUAAUAUGGGAGGGCCAUUCUACUAUGAUCGAUGAGAUUGUACAAGAAUUGGGGUCUGGAAAGUUAGCAAAACUGAAAGGUAUCGUUUGUUCAGUUGGAGGAGGUGGAUUAUAUUGUGGGAUAGUUGAAGGAUUGAAAAGAAACAAUUUGAAUAAUGUAACAGUAUUAGCCGUUGAAACUAAACCAGCACCAACAUUUAGUAAAGCUAUUGAAGCCAAUAAUGUUGUUACUUUGGAGAGUGUAAAGACUAUUGCAACUUCUUUAGCGUCUCCACAUAUUGCAUCAGAAGCAUUGAAGAAUUACAACUCACAUCCAACAAAAGUUGAAUUGAUGGAUGAUUCAUAUGCUGUGCAGGGGACAAUUGAUUAUUAUGAAAUCUUUAACAAAGUUACUGAACCAGCUUGUGGUAUUACAAUUGCAACUGCUUUAUCUAGAUCAAUUUUAUUAGAACAACAUUUUGGUCAAUUGGAGAGUGAUGACAUUGUGGUUUUCGUUGUUUGUGGUGGAUCUGUCUAUACAGAGGAUGAUGUGAAGGAUUUAAUAGUUAGGUAUAGACAUAUAAGCUAG
Molecule: messenger RNA, 1023 nt
Organism: Hansenula anomala
Lineage: Eukaryota; Fungi; Ascomycota; Saccharomycetes; Phaffomycetales; Wickerhamomycetaceae
Exons: 1
Coding region: 1-1023 (340 amino acids)
Biological process (GO): L-threonine catabolic process; L-serine catabolic process
Molecular function (GO): L-serine ammonia-lyase activity; pyridoxal phosphate binding; threonine deaminase activity
Source: RefSeq, a predicted model, not a curated record